Molecule: messenger RNA, 738 nt
Organism: Gloeophyllum trabeum ATCC 11539
Lineage: Eukaryota; Fungi; Basidiomycota; Agaricomycetes; Gloeophyllales; Gloeophyllaceae
Exons: 1
Coding region: 32-526 (164 amino acids)
Source: RefSeq, a predicted model, not a curated record
GCCCCCAGUGCACCUACACAAAAUCCUGAGCAUGUCAUCCGAUCAGAAGCCCUACAUUAUCCAUACUAAUGAAACCCCCCUAAAUCCAACAUCGCACAAACUCAACCCGAAGGUCUAUCGGGAGCAGCUGCGCCUCGGGGACCUCACCGGACUCACGAAGACAGGCGUACACCUCUGCCGCCUGCCUCCGCACAACGAGAGCACCGUCAUGCACUGGCACAACAACGAUGACGAAUGGAUCUACGUUAUAAGCGCAGGAGAGGGGGCGGUGAUGCGUAUGAAAGAGGGGGUCAAACAAGUCGAGGACGUCCCGGUGAAGGAGGGCGAUUUUUUCGGGUUCCCGGCUGGGUCGCAGAAUGCGCACGCGCUGAGGUCCGGGGAGCAGGAGAUACUGUAUCUGGUGGGUGGCAGCAGAGAGGCGCUGGAUGUGUGCACCUAUCCGGAAGCGAAGGCGAGAGCAAUUGUGGAUAGGACCCUAGGUGGAAAGUCGUGGGGCGUGCGCGAGGACGCAGUUGUACAGGCGUAGCCGGGGUUCGAUCGGGCUGCCUCAGGGUAACAACUGCAGCAGAAAAUCUUACCUACGCGCACUAUACAAGAACGAGCGGAUGAUGUCCGGUUAAGUUCCAGAUCAACAGAGCUCCCAGGGCGCGUAUGCGGAGAGCGCAGGCCAUGUCGAGUUCCCGACUCAGCACAAGGCCCACUCGAGUCGUCCAAGACACAUUGUCCGCAGAAACAUCG